AUUGGCCGGCCGCCUUGAGAAGCACGCGGCCACGGUGGCGGGCGGGCAGUCGGAGGGCGGCGGGCAGGCGGGCCAGCGGACGGGCGGAGGGCGGCCGGGGUAGCGCGCAGGGGGCAUGGCGGGUGCGGGACUGCGGGCGACAGCUAGGCGCUGGCUGCUGUGCAGAGGCCACGGCGGACCGCGGGCCGCCUCGUCCUCACCCUCCUGCCCUGGCUGCGGCCCGCCGGGUCCCGGAGCCCACUGCCCCAGCACCCCGCGCUCGGCGCCCGCAGACGGCGCGGACCUCAGCGCGCACUUAUGGGCUCGUUACCAGGACAUGCGGAGGCUGGUGCACGACCUUCUGCCCCCCGAGGUCUGCAGCCUGCUAAACCCCGCAGCUAUUUAUGCCAACAAUGAGAUCAGCCUGAGUGACGUCGAAGUCUAUGGCUUUGACUACGACUACACGCUGGCCCAGUAUGCAGAUGCGCUGCACCCUGAGAUCUUCAAUGCUGCCCGGGACAUCUUGAUAGAGCACUACAAGUAUCCUGAGGGGAUUCGGAAGUAUGACUAUGACCCCAGCUUUGCCAUCCGUGGCCUGCACUACGACAUUCAGAAGAGCCUUCUGAUGAAAAUUGACGCGUUUCAUUAUGUACAACUGGGAACGGCCUACAGGGGCCUCCAGCCUGUGCCGGAUGACGAAGUGAUCGACCUGUACGGGGGCACCCAGCACAUCCCACUGUACCAGAUGAGUGGCUUCUAUGGCAAGGGCCCGUCUAUCAAGCAGUUCAUGGACAUCUUCUCACUCCCAGAGAUGGCUCUGCUGUCCUGUGUGGUGGACUACUUUCUGGGCCACGGCCUGGAGUUUGACCAAGUACACCUCUACAAGGAUGUGACGGACGCUAUCCGGGAUGUUCACGUGAAGGGCCUCAUGUACCAGUGGAUUGAGCAAGACAUGGAGAAGUACAUCCUGAGGGGAGAUGAGACUUUUGCCGUGCUGAGCCGCCUGGUGGCCCACGGGAAGCAGCUGUUCCUCAUUACCAACAGUCCCUUCAGCUUUGUGGACAAAGGUAUGCGGCACAUGGUAGGUCCCGACUGGCGCCAACUCUUCGACGUGGUCAUUGUCCAGGCAGACAAACCCAACUUUUUCACUGACCGGCGCAAGCCUUUUCGCAAGCUUGACGAGAAGGGCUCCCUCCACUGGGACCGUAUCACUCGCCUAGAGAAGGGCAAGAUCUAUCGGCAGGGAAACCUGUUUGAUUUUCUUCGUCUGACGGAAUGGCGAGGGCCGCGUGUGCUCUACUUCGGUGACCACCUUUACAGUGACCUGGCGGAUCUCAUGCUGCGGCACGGCUGGCGCACGGGAGCCAUCAUCCCUGAGCUGGAGCGCGAGAUCCGCAUCAUCAACACGGAGCAGUACAUGCACUCGCUGACCUGGCAGCAGGCUCUCACUGGGCUGCUGGAGCGCAUGCAGACCUAUCAGGAUGCAGAGUCACGGCAGGUGCUGGCUACCUGGAUGAAGGAGCGGCAAGAACUGAGAUGCAUCACAAAGGCCCUGUUCAACGCUCAGUUCGGGAGCAUCUUCCGCACCUUCCACAACCCUACCUACUUCUCCCGGCGCCUCGUGCGCUUCUCCGACCUCUACAUGGCCUCUCUCAGCUGCCUGCUCAACUACCGCGUAGACUUCACCUUCUACCCGCGCCGCACACCCCUGCAGCACGAGGCACCCCUCUGGAUGGACCAGCUGUGCACCGGCUGCAUGAAGACACCCUUUCUUGGUGACAUGGCCCACAUCCGCUAAGGGCACUUUUAUUGUCCUGGACAGACCAUUGGCCCCCUCAGCCACCCUGAUAGGCAAUAAAAGUGGUCUGUGUCGUCCCAGA
Mus pahari (shrew mouse) is the source of this 1859-nucleotide messenger RNA. It is a transcript of the gene Nt5dc2, whose product is annotated as 5'-nucleotidase domain containing 2. The transcript is spliced from 14 exons. NCBI's taxonomy places the organism in Eukaryota, Metazoa, Chordata, Mammalia, Rodentia, Muridae. Gene Ontology annotation, molecular function: 5'-nucleotidase activity. The record is from RefSeq and is a predicted model, not a curated record. The coding region runs from base 116 to 1777 and encodes 553 amino acids.